Messenger RNA from Cyphellophora europaea CBS 101466, 867 nucleotides. RefSeq lists its product as uncharacterized. Bases 1 to 867 code for a protein of 288 amino acids. The transcript has 2 exons. The record is from RefSeq and is a predicted model, not a curated record. NCBI's taxonomy places the organism in Eukaryota, Fungi, Ascomycota, Eurotiomycetes, Chaetothyriales, Cyphellophoraceae.
AUGCCGCAACUUGUCUGGCUGGUGACCGGAUGUUCCUCUGGCUUCGGCCUGCAAUUCACUCACUCCAUUCUUGCUCGUGGCGACCUCGUUAUCGCCACAGCUCGCAACCCGGCUUCCAUUCAGCACCUUUCCUCGCUCGACGGUGUCAGCGUCCUACAACUUGACGUCACGUCACCACAGCACGAGAUCGAUGCCACAAUUGCCCAUGCUGUCGCCAUCCACGGCCAUAUCGAUGUGCUGAUCAACAAUGCCGCCCAUGUCCAAUUGGGCGUCUGGGAGGAGCUGGAGUACGAGGACUGGACCCGACAAUUCGAGACCAACGUAUUCGGAACGAUCAAGGUGACCAAGCCUGUGCUAUCGCAUAUGCGGACACGCAACCAAGGCACGUUGGUUUUUGUGUCCAGCUUGAAUGGGUUCGUUGCACAUCCCACGGUCGGUCCUUACUCGGCUAGCAAGCAUGCCUUGGAGGGUGCUGUAGAAUCUCUGUCCCACGAAGUGGCCAUGAUGGGCUCCGGUGUCAAGACGCUGCUCAUUGAGCCCGGCCGCUUCCGCACCGAACUGCUCUCCUCCAGCAACUUGAAGGUCAAGACCGCUGAGUCGACCAAUCCCGAAUACACCAAAUUCUACAAAGAAGUGUUUCCUGCCGUAAGCAAUGAGAGCGGACGGCAGCCGGGCGAUCCGGUGAAACUGGCAUCUAUCGUGUUGGAUCUGGUGCGAAACGAAGGCAUUGCUGAGGGAAAGAAUGUCCCUCUGCGUAUCUUGCUCGGCAACGAUGCAUGGGAGGAAGUUGGAACAAAGCUCAGGAGCACGCUCAAGUCAUUCGAGGAGUGGGAAGGGGUUACCAGGAGCACAGAUUUUGAUGCGUGA